AUAAUGCUGAGGAGCUGUAUAACUGUGUAUAAUAUUUGCUAGGGUCUCUGGAAUACCAGAAGCUGCCGUGCUGUAAGUAAGUUUGCCUCAAGGCGCAUACUUUCGUCCCAAAUACUUGUUCAUUCCUUUUCUUAAUUUCAGGUGGGAUACGCCUUAAUUUUAUCUUUUUUUCUCUUCUAGUGAGUUUUUUGCUGCCUUGCAUUUUAUGUACUUGCUUUACAUGUGCUGAUUCUAGUCUGAAAAUCCUGAUUACUGAGCAUAAGUUACUUGUGGUUAAGAAAUACGCUCUCUGUAGUUACUUUUGUGAGUGCAGCAUGCAAGAACAGUAAACAGGAGCUCUUUCUGAACGGCCUGCAGCAUAGUAUAAUAGAAAAGCAUAUAAUUGCAAUAUUUGAUUUGUCAUGUUAUUGUAUACCUACGUAUAUCUGCUCUGAGCAGCGGACUGGAUGACUUCCCAUGGUCCCUUCCAAACUAAAUUAUUGUAUGUUGCUCUGAUACAGGAAUGCCUGUGAUUCAGCAUCCUAUAUCAGACUGCUUUGUAUAAACAUCCACUUCUUUGUAUAUAUUACUUUGUGUAUUGUAUUCUAUACACAUCCAGUGUAGUUAAUUGGCCACAGAGCAAGACAAAAAAAGAGACCUCUUGGUGCAACCUCGGUGCAACCUAAGAGCACUUAGCGUUUCACAGGGCUGAGUUCCCCAGCUUCAGCAUGUCCAUCGUUAUUUCUGCUUUAGCUCCAGACGUACCUGUUAAUGACCAAGCUUAUUCAAAACUGAGCAACAGUAUCACAGUGGAAUGGCGAGCUGUACCUGGGGCUACUAGUCACCUGCUGACUGCACAAGAUGGAGAUUCCUUCAUUGCGACUGUAGUUACAAAUUCUCCAGGCACAGUGACGGGACUGGAGCCAGCCACCUUGUACAGAAUCACUAUCGGAUCUAUAAAUUCAGGAGGAAAAAGACAGCCUUCACCUUUCAGAAAAGCAAAAAGAGCAGUCCUGGCUGCUCCGGUUCCGUCGGUUAGUUCUCCGAGUUGUGACUCCAUUGCAGUGAGCUGGAAAGCUGUGUGUUCAGCAGCUGUGCCCCUCAUGAGAUCAGAUGGUUUGGACAGAAUGCUGAAGGAGAACACCACCAGUACCUCCUUGAUACUUGCACAUCUAGAUCCCGGAACUCUCUAUACUACCAAGUCACGUGCCUGGAACGUCAAUGGGGUACCUGGAGAUGAUUUCAUGUCUAACCAAAGAAGAAGGAAGAAAUUUCCUUUUCUGAAACGAAGAGGAGCCCUAACUUACAGUGUGAUAGCCUCCAGCGAACUCUUGAAACUGAAGUGUAACACAUCUUCUGCCUCCUGCACUGAGCCAUCACUCCAGGCCAGCUCUGAAUAUUACGUUUCUGCCACAGCAUACAGGGAUGCUGGAUCCAGUAAACCUGCAGAUGCAGUAAGCUUAAAAACUGAUUUGACCCCGAAUUGCUGAGAUUCAAGAAGUGUUCUCCCACAUCCAACUAUUGUUGGGAAAGAGGGGAAGGAAGGAAGAAAAAGGAGAGAGACAUGACCACUCCAUUGCAAAAUCUCAAGAGUGGCGUUUAAACACUGUUUUACCCUGCUUAACAGCUGGUGGACGUCUCCUGUACGUAAAGUCCUGUGCGCUUCGUCGCAGAGCAGAGAGGGCUCAGACAUCUACCAAAGCCAGCAGAAACCAUCUCACUCUUUCAGGUUCCCCUUAAGAGAUCCUGGCUGUUUGCUUACUGGCUUUGAGUCACUGCGUCAUACUCAGCUGUAAAUAUGCGACCCAUGAGCUCAUUCAUGUUUCUUCAACAUAUGAACAGAAAUAUAGGCACCAUGGGUACGCAUGGUGGUGUACCAAGUACCCCCACUGCAAUCAGACACGUUGCCCUGCCAUUCAAGUUACCCUUUUCAACACAGACAGACAAUCCAAAUACCACUCCUGUUAUGUUUUAAAGUCAGAUACGUACAAGUCCGUUUGUACUGACACCAAUUACCUGCAUAGCUAGGUGGCAGCAGGUCGAUGUGAACCUCUGGGGCCAAAGCCUUGACCCUGCCUUGCAAUAAAAGACUGCCUCUCUUGCUACUUCUUAAGAUCUGAAAUCUUGUUCAACUAAUUGAGUAUCUUCAAAAGAAAAAAAAUAGAAACGAAAUAGAUGCGUAGUUCUCAAGUUGGUAUAAUCAGUUCAGGCAAGUACUUCUCAGUGGAGCAAUGGGGUAUUUCAAGGACAGCUUAGGCUCCAAGAGGAAUGACUAUCCCAGCUGGGCAAGUAUGGACACAUGGCACACUGACUGCACAGGGUCCGUCAGCCAGCUCUGCAGUCGCACCUCCUGGGAAAACUCACAACCUCCAAUUGACAUUGGCAGAAAUUUUCUUCUAAUGACCCUGAGCCAAAUGCCCGCUGCAGCUGCACUCCUUGCAACUGCAUCAGAGCAGUCGGCGCCGGAGACUCCACUCAUCGUACACUUCCUGAUCAGAGCUGCUUCGUAGAAGUUCCAUGGAGCUGUUCCUUCUGGUUUCAAGGAAGGUUAUAUGAAAUAAAAUGGCAUCAGAAGGACAAAAAGGAAUUAAAGAGUCCCUGGAUCCAAACCCAAGACCUGCAAGAUACUAAAUCCCAAUGAUAACUUAAGAUCCGUGUCUCGGUUUAAAUUGGUUUCAUGGGUUUUGGUCAGUCGUAAGCAUUGUGCUGUUACACCGCUAGCUAAAGUACGUAACAGGGAUCUAAUUAAACCCCAAAGUCAAAAAGGGCUAUUUAUUGAAAAAUAAAGCAAAGUCCUCAAAUUACUGCACUCGUAAGAGGUACUGGCAUGAACCCGUUUGCAGAAGCUGCAUCAAAACGUUCACUAUCUCCAUUGUAAGUAGGCAGCUCUCUCCACCUUAAGGUCAAAGACUGUUUCUCAAAUAUCUGGAUUUUGCCUGCAAAUAACCCAUGCUUUCACUGCAUUUCCUGGCUGCGGCAGUGGAGGAGGAACGCUAAAGGAACAACUGAAGCUCAGUAAUCCAUUUCCCUGGCAGAACACCGGCCUUGCAGCCUCUCUGCCCAAGAACAUUCUUGUUUCAGAAACUCAUAGGCUGAAGGUUAACAGACCAAAAGCAGCCUUCUGGUGGCACAGAAGGUGAAUUAAAGCGGUCCUUGCUGUUCAGACAGAAUACAUGCAGUCUCCUGGCAGGCUGCAAAGGCAGCUCUAGUCAUCUGCUAGCUGGAGGGUUAUUUCUUACAUGGCCAGUACAGUUCUCCUCCUCCCAUAUUAAAUGAGAGCUCAGUAUUUCAGUUUUACACUGCCAUGGAAAGAACUUUUUGAAGCUUAAGCUUUGUUUCAAGCUGAGAUUUAAAAUCAGGUAACAAAAACAUAAGCAGACAAUACCUGCAACCUCAGUAUUCAAAGAUUUCUAACACUAAGGGUCACAGUGACAAAGGGAAGAUUAACAAUUCAGAAAACAAUAAAUAAGGAGCAGGGAGGAAGAAAAAAAAAUUGUUAUUUCUUCUGCUUUCAGUAGUACGGAAUGAAGUGUAUUGU
Molecule: messenger RNA, 3517 nt
Organism: Egretta garzetta (little egret)
Lineage: Eukaryota; Metazoa; Chordata; Aves; Pelecaniformes; Ardeidae
Gene: FNDC7
Product: fibronectin type III domain containing 7
Exons: 4
Coding region: 708-1469 (253 amino acids)
Molecular function (GO): protein binding
Source: RefSeq, a predicted model, not a curated record